AUGGACGAGAAGCUUAAGGAAGUCUCGAGGCUGAUGAAGGAGAUAAAGGUGAAGAUCGAAGCAAUAAUCCAAAGCAGUGCCCAUGUCAGGGAGUUUAAUUACAAGAUGGAGGCGUUGCUGGCAGCUUUUGAGGCAUAUACGGUACAUGGAGUCAGACACGAUCCGGAAGUUCCCAGGACUCCGAUGCCCAUAGUUCCAUCUGUGGAAAGCAUAGUUAAGGAAAGCAUUGAAGAGGGGGCGGUAGCCGCAGCUUCUUCAAAGGUAAGAAGAGAGGAAAAUCUUGAAGAGUUCAUGAGGAGGAUGGAGUCUAACACAGCAGGUAAUAAUCUGUUUAGGAACAACGCUACGAAGAUAGCAAGAUUCCUUUAUGCCAAUAGGGAAGGCGUUGCAUUGGAAGAGGUCAUCAAAAACACAGGUAUUUCAAGAUAUAGAUGUGUCGACAUUCUCAACUCAAUGCUUAAGGCGGAUCCUCCGUUGGUUUCAAAGAGAUUCGACAAAGGAUUCAUUUAUUCUAUUGUACUUCUCUAA
This is a messenger RNA of Encephalitozoon cuniculi GB-M1, 528 nucleotides long. RefSeq lists its product as uncharacterized. The record is from RefSeq and is marked provisional. The transcript has a single exon. Bases 1 to 528 code for a protein of 175 amino acids. Lineage: Eukaryota; Fungi; Microsporidia; Unikaryonidae.